AUGGCGAAUAAUGCGAUUGUGGUGAAUCCGGCUCGACUGGGGAAGAGUGGAGAGAGAAGGCUCGCAUCGGUUAAUCCGGAAGACUUAACUGAUGGAGAAGAGGGAGAAGAGACGAAGGCAAGGCUUUCUCUUUCUCGUCCGGCGAUUUCAGACCCAUCGCACCCGACUGGAGAGCUCCGGUGGUCGACUAGACGGAAGAAGAACAUGGGCAGAAGUAGUGAUGCUGCAGUGGGGUUGGCGAAAGGGAAUGGAGAUGUGGGAGUGACGGGGUUCGAUCAGUGGCAAGAAAGGGUCCCGAUGGGACCGAAGAGAAGGAAAAGCGGAUGGGGAUUCGGUCUCGGUGGUGAUCGACGAGCAAAAAGGGCGAGGAACAGCCUUCCUCCGACUAUUGCAGAUAUACCCGAGAACAAGAAUAGUUGA
Lactuca saligna is the source of this 420-nucleotide messenger RNA. The record is from the annotation of a GenBank genome assembly. Lineage: Eukaryota; Viridiplantae; Streptophyta; Magnoliopsida; Asterales; Asteraceae.